Messenger RNA from Sorghum bicolor (sorghum), 1272 nucleotides. RefSeq lists its product as uncharacterized. NCBI's taxonomy places the organism in Eukaryota, Viridiplantae, Streptophyta, Magnoliopsida, Poales, Poaceae. The record is from RefSeq and is a predicted model, not a curated record. The coding region runs from base 191 to 1009 and encodes 272 amino acids. The transcript is spliced from 2 exons.
ACAACUCGCCCGCACGCUUGCGCGCACACGCUUGUACAGUAACUCCCGUCUCUCUCACGCUCCCGGCGUGAGUGACGACACACAGGCCGCCGGCUUAUAAGAGCGGGGGUGCGCUAGGACGCAAAGGAAAUCUGCAGCCAGUGCGAGAGACGAAGUGAAGUGAGCGGCCAGGAAGAGACUGCAGGGAUAGAUGGCUGCCGGACGAGCGGUGGCAAUAAUGGCGGCCACGGUGGCGGUGGCGGCGGCGGUGGCGCUGCCGCUGCUCGCGGAUGGCGCGUACGAGGACUGCUACAACUACUGCUUCAACGACUGCAUCUCCAAGGACAAGUCCAUGCGAGAAUACUGCAGCUACGCCUGCGACAAGACCUGCGCCCCCGACGCCGACGCCGACCCCAUCGUCGCCGCCGGGCUCCCCAUAAACUGCUGCCAGGUCGCCUGCGUCAGGGACUCCUGCCACCGUCGCCGUGAAGGUGAUGGCGACGACAUGAAGGCCUGCUACGGGCAGUGCGACGACCGCUGCGAGACCAAGCUCGGCCUGCCGAGGCCUCUCCGUGCAGGACGCGGCGCUGUCCGGCCGGCGGCGUUGCCCGACCACCCAUUCCACAAGAAGAAGCAGGACAUUGUCCGGCCGGCGGCGUUGCCGGACCACCCAUUCCACAAGAAGCAGCAGGACGCUGUCUGGCCGGCGGCGUUGCCGGACCACCCAUUCCACAAGAAGCAGCAGGACGCUGUCUGGCCGGCGGCGUUGCCCGACCACCCAUUCCACAAGAAGAAGCAGGACGCUGUCUGGCCGGCGGCGUUGCCAGACCACCCAUUCCACAAGAAGCAGCACGACGCUGUCUGGCCGGCGGCGUUGCCUGAUCACCCAUUCGACAAGAAGCAGGAUGUUGUCCGGCCGGCGGCGUUGCCGGACCACCCCUUCCACAAGAAGCACGACGCGGUCAGGCCGGCAGGAGAGCCGGAUCCAGGAGACGUCAUCUCUCCGGCAUGGGGCCUCGUCCGCCCCUGAUUCGUCGUUGGACAGCGACGACGCUCCGCCGCCAACGGCGAAUGCCACAUGCAUAUGCUCGUGGCCCCCGUACGUUAUCAGUAAGCCCUACUAGAGGAAAGUGUGUGAUGUGUCAGACGUAUGUAUGCAUGCCUAUUCUCAUGUUUAAGCAUAUGGGUACUAAUUGAUGAUGGACGAUGGUGAUGUUCGAACAGACCCAUGAAUGCCGACUGCAGAGUGGCGAUACCAAGGAUGCCAACUAACUCAUCUCGUAGUUGGCUGCU